AUGAAGAUCCAGACAUCAUCUCCUCAAGACAACCAACCAUCGAAUACAACUAACAGUACUGAUAACAAUAAUAACAACAAUCCGUUACCAUCGAUGGACGAACAUGUGAUGCGAUCCAUGGACUGGGACUCGAUCAUGAAGGAGCUUGAGCUAGACGAUGAGUCCACACCUAACCCCAUGAAGACAGAGUUCACAACAACAGACUCAGCAAUAGGCCCACUCUACGCCGUCGAUUCAAACCUCCCUGGCUUCCCCGAUCAGAUCCAACCGUCGGAUUUCGACUCAUCCGAUGUUUACCCUCCUCAAAACCAAACCACCGGUUACGCUUUCAAUUCCCUCGACACCGUCGACAAUGGAGGAGGUUUCGAUUUCAUCGAAGAUCUCAUCCGAGUCGUGGACUGCGUCGAAUCAGACGAGUUACAGCUCGCUCAGGUGAUCUUAUCACGUCUCAAUCAACGCCUUAGAUCACCAACAGGUAGACCGUUACAGAGGGCAGCGUUUUACUUCAAGGAAGCUUUGAGUUCCCUUUUAACCGGAUCAAACCGGAAUCAAACCAGGCUAUUAUCAUCAUGGACCGAGAUUGUUCAAAAGAUCCGUGCCGUUAAGGAGUUUUCCGGUAUUUCCCCGAUCCCUCUCUUCUCUCACUUCACCGCGAACCAAGCGAUCCUCGACUCGUUGAGCUCACAAUCCUCUUCCCCGUUCGUCCACGUGGUGGACUUCGACAUCGGAUUCGGCGGUCAAUACGCAUCCCUCAUGAGAGAGAUCGCCGAGAAAUCGAUAAGCAGCGGGUUUUUACGAGUCACGGCGGUGGUGGCGGAGGAGUGCGCCGUGGAGACGAGGCUAGUGAAGGAGAAUCUAACUCAAUUCGCGGCGGAGAUGAAAAUCCGCUUCCAGAUUGAGUUCGUGUUGUUGAAGACGUUCGAGAUGUUAUCCUUCAAGGCGAUCAGGUUCGUCGACGGAGAGAGAACGAUCGUUUUGAUAUCUCCCGCGAUAUUCCGUCGCUUGAGCGGAAUCGCGGAGUUCGUUAACAACCUUCGGAGAGUAUCUCCGAAGGUUGUUGUGUUCGUGGACAGUGAAGGAUGGACGGAGAUCUCCGGAGCGGGAUCGUUCCGGAGAGAGUUUGUUACGGCUCUCGAGUUCUACACCAUGGUGCUUGAGUCUCUCGACGCGGCCGCUCCUCCGGGUGAUUUGGUGAAGAAGAUUGUGGAAGCGUUUGUGCUGCGACCGAAGAUCGCUGCGGCGGUUGAAACGGCGGCGGAUAGGAGAAACGUUGGAGAGAUGACGUGGCGGGAAGCGUUCUGCGGUGCGGGGAUGAGGCCGAUUCAGUUGAGUCAGUUCGCGGUGUUUCAAGCGGAGUGUUUGCUGGAGAAGGCGCAGGUUAGAGGGUUCCACGUGGCGAAACGGCAGGAGGAGUUGGUGUUGUGUUGGCAUGGGAGGGCGCUGGUUGCGACGUCAGCGUGGAGGUUUUAA
Eruca vesicaria subsp. sativa (arugula) is the source of this 1470-nucleotide messenger RNA. Lineage: Eukaryota; Viridiplantae; Streptophyta; Magnoliopsida; Brassicales; Brassicaceae. The record is from the annotation of a GenBank genome assembly.